AAUAAAAGAUCAAUUAUAAAGUCUAUUCAAUAAUCUAUUUUUUUUAUAUACAAACACUGUCCAAAAAUUCACGGAACAGUUUUAUAAUAUGUACAUUUUUAUAGAAAUCACCGGAAACAUGUUAAAUAAAUUCUACCUAUCCACCAGGUGAUUCACGUAAGACGACAAAUCUUACAAAAAUAAAAUGUACAGUGAUGGACAGUGAAUUUCGUUCACCCAAUUUCCGUGAAUUCACGUGCUUUAUUGUCUUGAUAACUGACAUUCAAAUACGUUUUAUCAAGUUUAAUGAAAUUCGAAAUUGCCAGCAGUAAGUGCGUUUAAUAAAAUAACAAUUAUCUCCCUGGUACAAGAAGGUAUGUCCCAAAGACAUGUGUCUAAACGUUUGGUCAUACCAAGGACUACCAUUUCAAAGGACAAAGGUAAAAAGUAACAAGGAGCAUCGAGCAUGACAAACGUUAAUCAAAAUUCUGCGCGCGUUGGAAAGGAAACUAAGUGCUGAAAAGGGGGAAAAUAUUAUUGUUGAACGCUGCGGAUUAUUUAUUGACAGGAAAGUUUUUUUUGGGAGCAUUGCCAGACGGUAUCAUUAAAAAGGAAGAAAUGAUUGUAGAAAUAAAAUGUCCGUAUACAGCUUUUAAACAAAAAUAUGCACCCGAGGAAGAAAAAAGAAACUAAUAACGUUUUGGAAAAUUAAAUCCGAAAAACAAUUUCCAAAUUUGUUAAAAUUUUGAAGACAACACAAGUUUUAUAGUUUAAAACUCGUAAUGCUGGUAAGUCGUACUUAAAUCCAUAACUUCUUCAAAACAUUUUAACAACCUUAUGUUAUCGAAUGUUUGACAAAAUAUAUUUUAAAGUUAUACAAUUUUCUUAAAAGAACAAAACAAAUAGUGAAAUAGCUGGCUUAUCUCUAAUCAUAAAAUUACAUCGUCAAUUGUUUAUUUUUGGCGAAUAAGAAAUCAUAAAAGCAUUCAUCUUAAAAAAUAAUGGGAGUGUUAGUUAUACAAUUGUGUAUAUAAGAAUGUAUGCACCGUCCUAAUAAACUUUGUUUAAAUUAAGGUGAAUUGGAACAAUGAAACGACUAGCGUUGAAUUUUCUAGUAGUUUUUGUAAUACAAUUUAGUUUAGGAAAAGAUACCAAAUGUGAGUCAAAUGGAUUUACUUGUAUUGACUCAGAACACUUUCAACAAUGUAACAGAAACAAUGUCAACAAUACUUUAAUUAACUCCCCUAUAGCGUGUCCUAAAAAUCAUAUCUGCGAUGUAGUAAACGGUUCAGUGACAUGCACACUUAUCAACGUGGUACCAAUAAGUGCAGACCUGGAAGAUAAAACAUGCACAAGUCCUUCAAAAUUUGAAGCUCCCUUACGCUACCAGUACUACGAGUGCGUUCAAAACUGGUUCCGGUGGGAACUCGUGUUAAAAACUUGCCCUCAAGGUGAACUUUUUGACCUAUCUCUUGGUACUUGUGCUAUACCACCACCCGUCACAAAACCAAAAUGCAAAGAACCUGGAAAAUAUCCAGCCCUUCAGUGCUUCCAGUACUUCGAAUGUGUCAGAAAAUGGUGGUGGUGGGAGACUAAAUUAAGGAAUUGUCCAAAAGGACAAGCUUUUGACCCUUUUACCAAAACUUGUGUCUGCGCUGGAGUACUGAAAUGUUCUUUACCUUCUAGUGGUAUCUCGUGUGAAGGUCCAGGUACUCAACUCGGUUUUAAUUGUAGCGAAUAUUACGAUUGUACCAAAUUCUUGUGGUGGUGGCAGCCAGUUCUUAAAAAGUGUCCAGAUGGUCAAAUUUAUGAUACAAAAACAUGUCAAUGCGCUCCUGAAGCAGAAGCUGAGUGCUCACCAAGAAAAUGUGAGGGAUAUAAGAAAUACCCAGCAGAAACUCAAAAUCAAUACUACGAAUGUACACUCAAAGAAUCAGGAGUUGAGUGGGAACUACAGUUGAAGAACUGUUCAUUGGGAACAUACUACUCUAAUCUUAAAGAAAAAUGUGUUUUUCGAUUUUUUUAAUUUUCUUUAUUAAGUAUAGUAAAUGUUUAUUCUAUUCUACCGAAUUUCGCCAAUAACUUACUUUAAUAAUUACAAUUUAGUUACAAUUAAUUCUAACCAGAAACAGCUUGAUUAAACAAUGUUUUUUGAAAAAGUUUGUUUUUUGUCUUUGGCUAAAUCAAUAAAACAGUAAUUGUAUAACCUAUAUAUUCAAUUUUUUAAAAACACAUUAAUAUACAUAAAAUUUUGAAACUGCUGAAAGUAUUCACAAAAUUUACAAUUCAUUAGAAAAAAGUUUUUUAAAAAAUUAAAAAACGUUGCAAGCAAUUGUUGCAAGUUCUAUUCUAUUUUAUCUCCCUCAAAAUAUAGUCAAAAUCGCCCUAUUGAUGAACUUGGUCAUGAAAAAAUUUACUAAAUGUUGGUGAAAUUGCUUAUCCGUUAACAUCUAUUCUGUGGCUGAUAUUUCUUAAAUGUCAAGCUAUUUGAUUUCACAGCAAAUGACUUGACAUUUGACUUAUGUAAUAUUUUUUUAAUUUAGAGUUAAUUUAAUAAUUUGUAGUUUAAUUUGAACUUUGUGUUAUCAACAUAAAUCCAUGUAACUUGUCUAGUGCAAACUAUUUGAUUUUUUCUGAACUUUUGGGACAAUUUAAAUGAGAGUUUCUGGCCUUGUAAUACAAAUAACUAUUGGGAACCGCACCUUGAAAAAAUAGUGUGUAAUGAAUGUUAUUUCAUUAUUUGUAUAAUUUUCUUGGAAAACGUAAUAAUUAAGUAAUUUAUAUAAAAUUAAAAGCAAAAAACAAAUAGUGAAAUAGCUAGCUUAUCUCUAAUCAUAAAAUUACAUGGUCAAAUGUUUAUGUUUUUCGGCGAAUAAAGAAUUAUAAAAAGAUU
This is a messenger RNA of Tribolium madens (black flour beetle), 2872 nucleotides long. RefSeq lists its product as uncharacterized. Gene Ontology annotation, cellular component: extracellular region. Gene Ontology annotation, molecular function: chitin binding. The coding region runs from base 1067 to 2005 and encodes 312 amino acids. The record is from RefSeq and is a predicted model, not a curated record. NCBI's taxonomy places the organism in Eukaryota, Metazoa, Arthropoda, Insecta, Coleoptera, Tenebrionidae. The transcript has 6 exons.